Messenger RNA from Epithele typhae, 720 nucleotides. RefSeq names its product microsomal signal peptidase 25 kDa subunit-domain-containing protein. Gene Ontology annotation, cellular component: membrane; signal peptidase complex. Gene Ontology annotation, biological process: protein targeting to ER. The transcript is spliced from 4 exons. Bases 1 to 720 code for a protein of 239 amino acids. NCBI's taxonomy places the organism in Eukaryota, Fungi, Basidiomycota, Agaricomycetes, Polyporales, Epitheliaceae. The record is from RefSeq and is a predicted model, not a curated record.
AUGGCCCCUCGCACCCGCAAAGGCGGCCGCUCCGUCUCCCCCCUCCCAUCGACAUCCAAUGGUGAUGUUUCUCCACCGAAAGACGACGCGCCUUCCACCCCCGGUGUCAGCGCGCUCCUGGUCCCAUCCGACGCUGCGGAACGCGAGGAAGUCAAAGUUAACAACGCGAGCGCGAGCGACAUGAAGCAUGCAUGCGACGACGCAUUGAAGAGGUUCCUUUCCCGACCCGAUCUGUUCAAGCAAAUUCACACGCAUACAGACGUCCGCCUCGCCCUCGGAUGGCUCUCAGUCCUUGUCGCCGGCGGCACCGGUCUGUACGGUUGGCGCGUACCCUUCGAGCCGGGCAAGCCUGUGGUUUGGGCAGGCGUUAUCUUGUACGUGAUUCUGACGAUCGCGCAAACACUAUACGCGUACUUCAUCGAAGGCGACAUCGUCUUCGUUGGCAAGCGCAAAACCUUCGACAAGCGCAUCGUCACCGAGCGGAUAACCAUCACCUCGCGCUCGACCCCCUCCUCCCCACAAACACCACCCGGCUACUCGCUCGGCCUUGCGUACCUCCGUUCCGCAGCAUCCGGGAAGACACUUCUGGGCAAGGGCCGCUCCUCAACCGACCAGCCGUACACGUCGUUCUUCGACGAGACGGGCGUGAUGGACCAGGAUGCGUUCGAGCGCUGGGUUGGGGAAGUCGUUGGGGGCGUGAUGGACUCGAAGGCCGAGUGA